Messenger RNA from Zalophus californianus (California sea lion), 1747 nucleotides. RefSeq lists its product as uncharacterized. The transcript has a single exon. The record is from RefSeq and is a predicted model, not a curated record. Lineage: Eukaryota; Metazoa; Chordata; Mammalia; Carnivora; Otariidae. Bases 442 to 768 code for a protein of 108 amino acids.
UCCCGGGGCUGAAGGACGUUCCCGGGGAAGCCGCUGUCGGCGCGUGGGGUCCCGGUGGCAGUGGAGGACGCGGCGGAUCUCCGGAGUCCCGCGGCCUGCCGCUGCCCGGCGAUAGCGGAGCCCGGGGCUUCCGGGCUGAGGUCGGCCGGGCGCCGCGCUCGGAGCCGGCCGGCCCGGGAGUCCGGGCGGCGCUGCCGGCCGUGGGGGAGGGGUACGUCCCUCCAGGCCCCGCCCCUUCCCUCCUCCCCCCGGCCCCGGCGCCCCGUCCCCCCCGGGCGCCCGCGCCGCCGCGGCUCCUCGCGCGGGUGCCCGGUUCGCCAGUGCUCGCCGGUGCCCGCCUUCUGCUGCUCGCCUCCGGUGUGCUCCGUUGUCCCCCUUUCUAGCGGCUUAAAAUACUGAAACUUUAUUUUGGUCACGUUGACCAUGUGACCCACAGAGACGAUGACUCAUAAGUGCCUGUCCCAGGAUGAGGCCGCCGAAGGAAAUCUUGGAGGAGCGCGGAACCGCGGCGCUCCCGCCCGGAGGGCGAGGCAGGCCAAGUUUCCUUCCCUCCCGGGCGCACGGUCGUGGCUCUUCCCGGUGAAUCGUCCAGCGCCCGCCGCACUCGCGCUAUGCGCGGGGUGGGAGGCCAUCCUGGAAGCAGGUCAGGAGUCUCCCGCGACGGACGGACGCACCGCCGCGGCCGCUCUGGAAGUCCGAGUCCACCGGGAGGACCGGCGCUCACUGCACGGAGCAGCCCGGAGCCACGCGAGGUGGCCCGGAGGAUGAUGCCCCCUGCCCGUGAAAGUCAGCACUGGUGCACGUGGGCAGGUGAUACCGGAAACAAAGGAGAGGGCAGAAACCUCCAACUUGGGGGGGUGGGGGGGGGAAGGAAAGUUGAAGGAGAAGCAGAACUCCAACCCCUCUAUGUGCAUCUUGUAUGGUUUGCAGUGGAACAUUUCAUUACUCAGAUGUUAUCUUUUUUCCCUUGCUACCGUUCAAGACAACUAGCAGAAUCAGCGAAAGGUCCCCGUUCGAGAAUUUUGGCGUUAAGAUUUGAAUGUCAAAGUGAAUUCUGUGCCAAUCCUAACAACAUGCGUUCUUUUUCUAGUGUUCACAAGUAAAAGAUCUCUAAAGUUUUCCAGAAAUAAAGAUGUCCCAAAAGAAUGUUUUGUAUUAGACACUCGUUCUUCAACAAACUUUGAUUUUAUGAGCCUCAAGAAAUGCAAAAUUUUGACAACUAGGGUACAAUAUUUUAUCGAUCGGCAUUCUUAAUGGUACCUAUGCUGACAAUUUGAGUAGUGAAACAUUCCUGAAAGUGCUGGUGGCAUUGAAAAUUAGUGUAACCCUUUUGAAAAGCAAUUUUUCAUUACGUAUUAAAAGCCAUAAAAAAUGUCUGCAUCUUUUGACCCAGUAAUCUUACUUCUGGGAAUCUAUUCUAAGGAAAUCACACUAAAUGCCAAAAAAGCUGUAUGUGUGACAGUAUUCUUCACAGGAUCACUGUAUUUAUUAUAACAAUUUGGAAGCAUCCUAAACAUGCUAAUAAUUGGAUAUUUAAUAAGUACAUUGUGUUAGAGCCACGGGAUGGAACACUAUGGUAGUCACAGACAUCAGAAAGAAAAACCCAUUGCUAGGUGAGGGGAAAAAUUAUUCAAAAUCAUGGUGUUCAUUUAUUAUAUAUGAUGUAAUUCUAGUUCUAAAAAACUGCAUUUUGUAAAAAGACCAAUAAAAAAUACACCCAAGAAAUAACUUUUGGGUGAUAGGGAGU